AUUUGAUCACUCAUUCUCAACUACCGCAAGUGCAAAUACUCACUACCACACUCAAAGUGCCUUCCUCCAGCUAAACGCAACGGAAUUGCCUCCAAAGCAAAUGGGCACGAUCAAUGCGAUCAUACCGUGUUCGUAGCUCGUAACAUAAGCGACUCGUUUUUAAAGUUGUAGCUUCGUUGCGGAAAGUGCUCGCUGACUUAAGAUACAACAAAAAUAGUUAUCUUUAAGAUAUACUAUUAACACCAACAACACCAUCGAAGAUAUAGAUAUGCGAAGAAAAUGAAUUAAAUAACAUAAAUACAGUUUAGUUUAGAAACUUAACAAGUGAAGCGAAAGAAAAAUGCAAAUAAUGUUUAACUAAAAACAGUGAGUUUUGAAAUAAAUAUUGUGCAAGCUCAGUAAAAAUAGUAUAUAGAAAUCAACAGUAAAUCUAAUUAGAAAAUUACAAAAAAACUGUAAUCAUUUGUGAAACGCACAGGAAAAAUGACAUACAAUUGUUAAAGAAAAAUACCAGAGCAACAGGAAUUUGCCCUCAAACAAAUAUACAGCAGCACGAGAAAACGUACCGAUCAGUGCACAAUUGUAUACAUACCUACACACACAUACAUAUUUUUAAAAUGAAAAAAUAAUAAAUAAUUAAUUUUUUAUGGAAUGGAAUGCAGCAACAGAGAUAGCGCUAGCUGCCGACGCCUGGGGGCCGUGCGCGUAAACGAGAUGCCGACAAGUUGGAGCAGCACACGAAUUCAAUUUUGAAACGAUCCAACAGUGAACAGUGAACAUCGUCGUACAAGAAACAAAAACGCUAAGCACGCGCGCGCGCAGUUAGGGAGAACGAAAGUAUGGUGUCCAUGCAUGCCUAGGUUAGUGUGUUUAUAUGAGAGAGUGAGAGACGCUCAACGCUUGUUGAACCAGCGCGUACAUAGCGCGGCAAAGUAACGCGAAAUCGACGCGAUCAACGUGGAGCGCAACCAACCGACUGCGUUAGUGUGUGAGCGCGUUUCAUAUUGCGCGCCGUGUAGCAACGCGCAGAGCGCGCCACCAAAAUAACGCCUCAACCGCCCGCGCCUAUUACACACACAACCACACAUGCACAUUUGCUCUACUGGCACCAAACAACCAUCAGCAGCCAGCAGUCAGCACCGAGCAGCCAUCGUGGCUAAAUUACAUACAGCUAUCUAGCCGCCAGUCAGCUAUAGCUAGAUAGCGCGCUAACGCCCGCAACGCCAUCUAACUGCUUGUACAUACACACAUGCACUAUAGCGAGUAGAGCGAACGCGCCUUUACUCUGAUUAGUAGCGUUUGGAGUGAGCGCGUCGUGUACAAGGCGAGGAAUUUUUGUGCGCGACUCACGUAUUUAAAUAAAUUAAUAUAUUUAUCUAGUGUGCAGUAGAUAUUUAUAUAUAUGCGUUUUGUUUUGAUUAUGUAGCGCUGUGUAUCUAACGGAUGGUGUGUUACAUUCACAAUUUGCAUAUCUACCAUACAUACAUAUGUACAUAUACAUACAUAUUUACAAGAGUACAUGUCAUUUAGCGAUACGCGCGUGUCUUGAGUGAACGAUUUAUAUACAUAUACAUAUAUUUAUAUAUUUGUUAUAAUAAUCCAAUGCCGUAAAUCACAAGUGAAUGGAGUGCAAAGUGAAAAAAAUCACUUAUACUAAUUUGUUUCAAAUAGUUUGAAAACAACUGUGCUGAAUUCCAAAUAAUUUCAAAUCAAGUGCCAGCCAGGCAUUAUAAAGUGAAAAUUGUGCAAACAAAAGAGCAAAAAUUGUGAAAAUUAAUUGAAAGUUUGUGAAAAAAAAGUGGUGUAUCACAUUCAAAAUAUAGCGGGCUGUUGCCGCCCCACAGCUUAAUUGCCCAUUCAUCAAAAAUUUUACCGCUCCGCUCAACUAGUUUAUUAGCGCUCGCGAUUACAAAUUGCAGUAGUGCAGCAGCAACGCCCAAAGCGCUCACAUAAAUACUGUACAUUUCACCGAAUUGAAAGACGCGUCUCUAGCGCUGCCCUAUAUCCGCGUGCAAAUACUUACGCGAGCGUUAUCGUCUGCCAGCAACAGAUAAAAAGAUAACAGCCAGUGCAACCAGAAAGACAGACAACAGCGAAAUUAUUAGUGCGGCGAAUAUGUUGUCGCCAGCACAAUUCCAAACCCCAUCGCAAACAUCAAAAACAACAACACCAAUAAAAGCAUUCACAACGUCAUCACUGUCGUUGCCAUCAACGUUAGCGCGCGAAUUGCUGUUGUGGUAGUCUACGGCGCUGUCGUAAAUUGCCUGCAUUUGACAGUCAUUUUCGUUAUAAAAGCUUGCAAUAGCAACAAAAAGAGCAGCAGUAUCGCGCUUAGUGACAAAUUUCAGACAACAUUUGCAACAAAAAUAACUGCUUUCAAGCAAAAAACAAAAAAAAAACACAAUAAAUAGCAACAAGCGCCUUUUAACUUAGUCGUAUUUUGUUGGUUUUGCUGCCAUUUAUGAAUUAGUGCAACGUUCACAUAUAAAUAGUUGUUGCUGCUGCAUAUACAUUUCCACGUUUAUAUUUUAAGUGACGCCUUGCGCCGCCCAGUUGCACACGCCAACAGCCACUGCUCACUGGUGAACGCACGCAGAACCGCGUCAGCAGCCGGUGCCACCGUUUUUCUUGGCAAUCAUAAAAAUUUUCUCGUCGACAACGUGCAGAAAUUUCAAAUUGAAAUUAUGCCAAAACAACAGCCACAAUACCACCACCACCACCAUCUUCAACAACAUCAACAACACAUUCACCAUCAGCAGCACAAUCACACAACGACACAUCAUGGCGAGUAUCCACUGCCAGAUGGUUGGGACAUCGCCACCGAUUUCGAUGGGAAAACCUACUACAUCGAUCAUAAUACGAAGAAGACAACGUGGCUGGAUCCGCGCGAUCGUUACACCAAACCACAGUCGUUCGAAGAUUGUGUCGGCGAUGAGCUACCCCAUGGCUGGGAAGAAGCCUACGAUCCACAUAUAGGGCGCUACUAUAUCAAUCACAUAGAACAAUCGACACAGCUAGAGGAUCCGCGCCAAGAAUGGAAGAGCGUACAGGAGCAAAUGCUGAGCGAUUACCUGUCGGCCGCACAAGAUCAAUUGGAAAACAAGCGUGAACUGUAUGAUAUUAAGAAGCAGCGUUUGCAGAUAGCGCAGGAAGAGUAUAAUCAGCUGAAUAAAUUGGCGACCAGCAGAAGUAGUUUGUGUUCCUCUUCGAGCUCAAUGAGUCGACACGAUCCUGAUUUGUUGCGCGCCGAAGUCGCCUCAUCGUGGGAGCGUGUACGUCUGUUGCGGCAGGAACUGAAGCACAUCACACAUGAUAUUACGCAUACCCAGCGUGGUAUGAAUACGCUGUAUUCAGUGGGCGAGAAGAUCAAUGCACGACAGAAUGGUUGCUAUGACAUCGCGGAAGUACAGGCCAUACGCGAGGAGAUGCUGAAGGUGCACAAGUCGCUGGUGUCGGGUGAGAAGGUGCGCGAAGAGCUAAUGCGCAGUUUGGUAGAGAUUAAGAAUGAGCUAAGUCGGCAACAGAUAAACGAUGAGAAUGCUGAGCUGAUGAAUGCUGCCUCACCGUUUGAUCGUGUUUGUGUUGCAUCGCAGACGGAUCUGUGUGGUGCCGGCGAUAUGAAUAGUGGAGCACGUUUUGCCGAGAUGGCCAAGACGAAGUUGCAAUACUCCGAAUGGCGUAAGCACAUUAAAAAACUGCAACAGCAGUUGGUGGAUCAUGUGGAACGUAUCGACCCCGGCCAGUUGGAGUCGGAUAAGGAUCGCAUUUUAUUAAUACAGGAAAAGGAGAAACUACUGACCGAUUUGAAUAGCAUUUCAAUGGAAUCGCGUCCACACGAAGAGGUGCACGUCAUACAGCAAACACGCCGUAAACUAGAGGAAGAUCUGAAAGAGGCGUAUGAGGCUACAAAUCAAUGCAUAGCAAAACGUCUGCGUUUCCACGAAGAAAAGCAACUGUUGGUUGGCGAGUUGCAGGAAGCGCUCAAAUCUACAAAGAAACUAGAAGAACGCCUCAAGUCAUUCUCAUCGGAGAGCACAUUCUCUAUUAGCAGUGGUUCUAGUCUGGGUUCAUUGUCGACGGCGAGCAGCAAGAGCGCGCUCAGCUUUACCGACAUCUACAUCGAUCCCUUCGCGGUUGAUUCGCAAAUUGAUGUAAUCGAUUUGCAGCGUCGCUCACAGCGUUUCUACCAACAGCAACAACUGCAAGCCGCACAGGCCCAGUUACAGAUACAACAACAGCACCAGCAACAACAACACCAGUCACAAGUGCAUACAAUUGCGCAUGCACAUCCACAGCUACAACAGCAACCCUCAUCAGAGUUGUCGCUGUCUCCGCGUAGCAGUCUCUCUAUGGAAACACCACCCGCCUCGCCUAUGAAAUACAAUGCCAAUACCGAUCAAGUAGCGAUCACUAGCCAGCGGCUCAAGGAGGAGCCUACCUAUGCCAACACACCUGCAGGCGCCGCUUUGCCGCCGCUGUAUGAGCCAAAUUCAGCAUUGGCUGCUGCAAUGGCACGUACACAUGCACAAGACCUGGACUCAACACUGCUGGAUUGCAUGGUAUUGGAGGCCAAACUGCAAAAACUUAACUUAUCCGCACCACUUAACCUGCCCGCUGCGCCGUUGUCGCCAAUUUCCGAAAAGCCAUCUUUGCUGGAUCUGCCGCAAGAGAUGCUCAGCCGUUCGUCAUCAUCUUCGAAUACACGUUCCGUAUCCGCGGCGGUAAGCAAUGAAUCAGUCGCUGGCGACUCUGGCGUUUUUGAAGCUUCGCGCGCACAUUUCCCGCGCAAAGAGUUGGCGCAAGUGCAGAUCGGGCUGAAAUAUUUGAAGGAUAAGGGUGUACUAGUCGUAUCGCUGGAACGUGCGAACAAUCUCUCAGCGCUGUGGACUGCGACCGCGGACAAUUCACAAGUUUAUUUACGCGCCGCUUUGUUGCCCAACUCGCUUACUUCGAUUCGCACAAAAGCCAUGUCGGACUUCCAGAAACCUGUCUUCAGUGACACCUUUGCCGUGCCCAUAACGCUCAGCAAAUUGCAGACGAAGAGUUUACAGGUGACUGUGGUCAGCAUGACCGGCCAAAAAGAAGAGAUCAUCGGCACAGUACAGAUCAGCAUGGCCGAAUUCAACGCCGACGAUUCCACACUCAAGUGGUACAACGUGCUCAGCUCCAAAUUUAUGCCAACAUUUGAACCACUAGAUAUGCCUUCAACGAGCGCGGCCGCCGCUGCCGCUGCUGGUGUUGCUCCUGCAGCCACUGCUCCUGCGGCUGCAACAACACAUGUGUCCGCAUCCAAUUCUGUCGCCACAAAUGCACCAAAUGUCGCCAAAGAAGAGUCAUCGGAUGAAUCAACAAUUACCUCGUCACAAACCUCAACGCUGACACGCAAUCAAGUGCCGCCCUUCGAGAUGCAGGCACAAAUCACCGAAGAAAUAGAACAACUGAGUGUAAACGACGAAGAUGAUGAAGAUGAAGGGGAUGAUGAUGAUGACGACGAUGACGACAAUGAGUUGAAGGAACUGACAGCUGCUGACUUCACAAAGAAAAUGCUGGAGGCCUACAAUUGCAUCGAUCUGAUUAAGCAAGAAUAUGCGGACAAAGAGACUAACACCGAGUGCGCAUUUGCUCCCGAAAAAUUGCGUGCUGCACAACAGCAACAGCAAAUGGCCGACGAUAGGCCCGUAAAACGAUCGCAGACAUUCACACCCUCAGCGGCAGUCAAUAAAAAUCGUUACAUCUGCCGACUUAACCGCUCCGAUUCGGAUUCGGCAAUGCAUUUCGGCGUGACGCCGCAUCCCUUCCAUCGCGGUGCUGUCGAGCGACGUUCGCUGCGCUUCCACACCAAAGCGCCGAAGCAAGUGACGAAACUUCGUCAUACACAUAUACCGAGGACCAGUUUAGACUUGGAGCUGGAUCUGCAAGCGCAGCAUAGCAAAUUAGAUUUCUUAAAUGAUCAAAUUGCCAAAUUACAGAACUUAAAGCAAGUUCUGGAGAAGGGCCGUGAUAAUCGCGAUCCCUUAAUUGCCGCCUGGGCGAUUGAGAAUGAGGAGUUCCAACGCUUGGUCGAGCGUGCUGAUCCGGCCAAAUGCCCUGAGGAGAAGCAAUUGCAUAAGCUUUUGAUGAAAACUGCCAAAGAAAUUCACAAGCUGCGCAAAACCAAGGUGCCGAAAGGAUCACCCGAUUUGUUGUCGUUCAAAGAGAAAAUGACCUUCUUCACACGUAAGGGCCUACCAGUGCCAGACUUACCAGAUCGCGCCGACUUCGUAUUGCCCGAUGCCGAUCUGAUUGAAGAGGAAGAUGAAGAGGAGGACGACGAGGAGGAUAAGGCACGCGAAACCGCGAUCGCUAUCAAUACAGCGCUUGUGGCCAGCAAUAAUCGAAAUAAAAAUCUCAGUGAGAAUCAUUUGGGCAUCACAGUCAGUCGUCGGGAAUUAAACGCAGCUAAGAGCACCGCAGCUGCGGCCGCAGCAGCAGCGGAGGCAGCUGCAAAAAUGAACGCAGCCAACGCGAACGUAUCAACGCCGAGCACAAGUGACUCAGCUGCAAAGGCGCUCGUAAGUAAUAAGAACAGCAAUGGCGAGCAAACGGACGAGCGCUAUGACUAUGUGGUCGAUCGCAAUUACGGUGUGGAAGUUUAAAACCACACAUCGCUGCUUAACUGUAUAGGUUGUAAGUGUAUAUAUUUUUUUGUUUUUAACUAAGAGAUAACACAACAAGAAGAAACAAAUAUUGUGCCUUACUCGUAGUUUUUUCAAAGUUUAAAGGAUGUCACGGAAAUGGAAAAGAUAUCUUUUAGCUUUUUUAAAUUAGUUACUAAAGUAAUUUGCUGUACAAAAUUUAGUAUUUGCAUAUUAGCAAAAGAAAAUAUAUAUAUUAUAUUAUGAAUAUAGUUUUAAGUCGCCGAAAAGGCCUACAACUGGCACGCGCACGCUGGCGUUGGUACUAAAAUUUUAUAAAAUAUUUUUUUAAAUUGAAUUUGGACCUGAAUGGGUUAUCACACACCCAAGAAUUUAUUGAUUGAAUUGUAACUGAGCUAUAAUAUAAUAGAUUUUUUUGCAGACCAGCGAAAAUAGCUAAAACACAAACAAAAAACCAAAAUUGGCCGCGACUUGUCGUAGCGUUCUAAGUUGUAACUAAUUAUACAAAUGUAAUAUAGUUAAGCCGAAGCUCGUGUAAAUUCUACAAGCGAAAAAUUUAUCGCAUGCGAUUUUUUGCUAAAAUAUUUACAUUAUUUCUUAUUUAUUAAAUUUUUUUAUACAUUAUUAUAUUUUAAUAUAUUGGAAGGCUUGCGUUUUUGUUGAGCUCGAUUUUAUAAUGUUUUGUUGUAAUUUAUAUUGAAUGAUGGCAAUCCACAUAAUUAUUAUUAGUAGUUACUAUAAAAAUAUUACAUAUUAAAACAUGAUUUACAUACAUUUAAAUAUUUAUACACAAUUUGGCAAAUUAUUUAAAUAAUUAGAUAUAAAUAUUUUUACUUGAAAACUGCAAAAAGGUUAGAAUUUGUGCAAGGAAGAGAAAAACAUAUUAUUCUUGUUAAGUCUGCCAGAAUUAGUUACAAUUUGAGUUUGCAAGCAAUCUAGCUGAGGAGCAAAUAUUUUGUUGUUUUAGUUUUAGAUUAUAUUUAAAAAAAAAGUGUGCAUAUAUAAUAACUGUAAAUAUAAGUGUAGAAAAGGCAAGUGAAAUGAAUAUAAAAUAGGCUGGAACGCAUAUAAUAUAUAUAUAUAUGAUAUUGAAAAAUUGCAACUUUCUGUUAGUCAAAAAUAAAAUGAUUUCCAAAUCGUGUUUUGUUGCUCAGCUGAGUUGUUGUGUUUGGUUUGCUCUUUGCCUGAUUUGAAUUUGCGUUUAUUUGUUUUGAACUCUUGUGAAAUUGUAAAUCUAGUUUAAGUGUAAUGUUUAUCUUUUUAAUUUUUGGUGGACUUUAUGCUUGUGUGUUGAAUCGUUUCGAUUUGAAGAAUAUUUACCAAUGUAUGUAUAUUGUUUGAUUCAUAAGCUAUUUUAUCUAAAGUGGGUUAAUAUAUUAAGUGAAAAUGUAUGUAUGUUUGUAAUUUAGCGAAUGAAAAACUAAAAAAAAAAACAAUAAAAGUAAUAUUAACAAUAAAAAAAUGAAAAAAAAUAUGUGACUAAUAUAUAUAAUGGGAGUGCUUUGUAUAGUGUAAAGUGCUAAUGGCACUUUACGUUCAUAACUAAAUUUAGUUUAAUCGUAAACUGUUAUUCUAACUAAUUCUAUUAAACUCUCUCAUUUAUUAGAUUAACUACCCACAAAUUAUUACUCAAAUAAUUAAAUAAUAAAAAUAAACAAAUUUAGUAAUGUACAUUGUACGAGUAUUUGUGCAAUAAACCAAAAUGAAAUUGAAAAAA
Messenger RNA from Bactrocera oleae (olive fruit fly), 8352 nucleotides. It is a transcript of the gene kibra, whose product is annotated as WW and C2 domain containing protein kibra. Lineage: Eukaryota; Metazoa; Arthropoda; Insecta; Diptera; Tephritidae. Gene Ontology annotation, cellular component: cytoplasm. Gene Ontology annotation, molecular function: kinase binding; molecular adaptor activity. Gene Ontology annotation, biological process: regulation of DNA-templated transcription; regulation of hippo signaling; cell migration. The record is from RefSeq and is a predicted model, not a curated record.